AAGUUAUCAAUUUGUUUAUUUUCAAAGUAAAGUAUGAAACUUAAAUGAUAUCCUGUUCCGCCAUUUCGGUGACAGUUGAUUUUAUUUUUAUUGCAUCGUUUACGGAAAGCCGAAGAAAACGUGUAGUAUGAACAGAAGUUUUAGAAUAGAAUAAAAAAAUCAACUUUUUACCAACGUAUGAGAAUUGAACUGCGAAGAAAAAAAUGGUUGCUGGGACAUAUUUAAUUUUUUCUUUAUGCGUCAGUGUCUGUUAUGCAGUCUUACGUAAAGAAGAGAAAUGUCCACAACGCAUCAUAAUAUUACGCCAUCUUAAUGGAAGUGUGAAGAGUAUUGGUUACCCGAAUGGCUAUAGUCGCAAUCAGUUAUGUAUAUAUCAUAUAGUUGUACCACGUGGGUAUAAAAUACGAGCGGAAUUUGAUGAGCUGCGUUUAGGUAAACCUGAGCGUCUCUCAUCAAAUUGUUUGAAGAGUGAUCAUGUUAUUCUCAGUACACGUGUGUUGCAUCUACAAGAUGUAAGAAAAAUAUCGAAAAAGAACCAAAUUUUGUUUUGUGGAAUACAUCAACCAACUCGUCCAAUAAUAACCCGCGGUAAUAAACUAUGGAUUCGGUUUCACGCGGAUCGUCGAAAGAGAAAAGAAGAAGCUGGAUUCAAGUUAACCUAUUCGGCCCUGGACAAGAAUGAAUGUGAACAAAAGAAAAGACCUUGUCAGCAAAUUUGUAUCAACACAAAAGGAAGUUAUACCUGUGCAUGCCACGAAGGUUAUCGGUUGAAUAAAGAUAGAAAAACAUGCUCAAUUGUAAAAGUUGUAAAGUUUCUACAAAAUGAAUACCACGCAUUGAUCCAACAAGAUGAUGUAAAACUCAACAAAAUUCUUCUCCGUGUUACAGCUGUAGUUGAAACACAACUUGGUCAUGCUCUCAACGUGACUCCUACAUAUGUAAUACGAGAAGAAAACGAAUAUGUGCGUGUGGAUGAGCGCACGGGUGAUAUUUCACUCAAUUCAAAGCCGCCUGCAACACAAACGGCUUUGCAAUUCAUUGUGGAAGCUAGCACGCCGCACGGUUCACCAGGCCAUACCUUAGUUAAAAUAGCCAUAAAAGUAAAAAACAAAUUAGACAAACAUUUUACCAUAUUGCUGCAACAGGGAGUUCAAGUUAAUCAAGAAAUAUUUAAUUUAAAACCCUACUAUAGCCGGGGCCAUACGAUUCCAACAUUUUCGCUGAAUGAUCAACAUUAUUUUGGUGUGAAAGCUAACUCUGGGAAGAUAUACAUAAAGUCGCAACUGCCAGAAAGUGUAAACGCAUCGCUCAUGUGGAAGACAAGAUUCUCUGUGAGGGUAAAAGUUUUGGAUGAACUUGGGAUGUAUAGUUACGGCGUAAUUACGAUAAACAUAGCGUUGUUACCGGUAUUUCCUGGCGAAAGUUUCAUUACGCCUGACAUAUUAAAACAAGUAGCUGACGAAAUGAAUAGUGAUUUAAAAAUUUCUCGAAACCGAGUUCCCCGCAACGAUGCAAAAGUUAGUUUCCAAACAGUUGGUUUGCACAGACUACUGCGAAGACCUUCAUUACAAGCGCAAAAGAUUUCAAAAGCUAAAUCUUAUUUUGACGAAGUAAUGAAAAGAGUGCAAGAGAAAAUUCAAGAACUUUAUACGCAAGGAGAUAAUGACGGUACACCAGUGAUCAUUCACCUUGGUACUGGUCAUAUCAUUUCUUCACAGUCAUUAGAAAAUGUUGUUAAUGUAUCCAAAUGUAAAGAGGUUUUAAAAAGUCCAGAUUGUACAAGUUUUAUGUUCGGAUCAAAUUAUCAACCAUUCGAUGGCGCAUGCAACAAUAUCAAAAAUCCGUUAUGGGGAGCAGCACCAAAGGCAUUUAAGAGACUUUUACCUCCUUUGUACUUUGACGCAGAUGGACUUUCCGAUCCAAUAGGCUUUCCAAAUCUCCCUGAAGCUCCAAUUCUUCCAAGCGCUCACAAAGUCAGCAAAACUUUCUUUAAAGCUCACAAAAUGCAGUGGACGAGUAAAAAGAGUUUAUUUUCUCAUAUGUUGAUGCAAUGGGGUCAAUUUCUUGACCAUGAUAUUACCAUGACAGCAGAAAGUGAAGGAGGUCAUUACUGUGUAUUCCCAAGGUGUGAUGAUCGUCCUGCUGACUACAGACUUCCAUGUUUUCCAAUGAUGUAUCCAGGUCAUAAUCAGGGCUGUUCCAUGUUUAUUCGAUCAGCAGCAGUAUGUCAAACCAAAAACGACAACAUAGAAGCGAGGCAGCAAAUGAAUACUAUUACGUCAUUUAUUGAUGCAUCGAUGGUGUACGGCUCAUCAACAGAGAGUGCUUUAAAAUUACGACGCAAUGAUGGUAGUGGAUUGAUGAAAACAACACGACACGCAUAUUUGCCAGUUUUAGAAGAAACUGUCACUCCACCGUUGAGCUUUUGUAAAAACUUCGGAGGUUGUUUUGAUGCUGGAGAUGUGAGAGUAAACGAACAAGUUGCCUUAACAUCAAUGCAUACACUGUGGAUGAGAGAACACAACAGAAUUGCUAAAAAAUUAAAAAUAAUAAACAAAAACUGGAGUGGUGAGCGAAUAUAUUUGGAAACACGCAAGAUCGUUGCUGCGCAAAUUCAACAUAUCACAUACAAAGAAUACCUGCCAAAAAUAUUAGGCAAGGAUUCUCUUCCAACAUACACUGGCUACAAUCAAGAUAUUGAUCCUACAAUCUCAAAUGUUUUUGCAACAGCAGCAUUUAGAUUUGGACACAGUUUGGUUCAACCCUCAUUUUCCCGUUUAAAUGCUAACUUUGACAAGAUAGAUGAAGACUUGCCAUUGGUCAAAGCGUUUUUUAACAAUACGUUGUUGCUGUUGCACGGCAUUGAACCGUUUCUCUAUGGAAUGGUUGGAAAUGCUACUUCUGAUGUUGAUCGUAACAUGGCACAUGGACUGGUAAGAGGUCUAUUUCAGAGACCGGGAGCAGCAGAAGGGUUUGACCUAUCAGCAUUAAAUAUCCAACGAGGCAGAGACCACGGUUUACCAGGCUAUGGUAGAUGGCGAGAAUUCUGUAAUUUUCGUAGAGCAUAUUCUUUUAAUGACCUCGCUGACGUCAUUAAAUCUAACGAAACACGAUCAAUUCUGAAACAGUUAUAUGAAGAUCAAGUUGAAUAUACAGACGUAUUUGUGGCUGGUCUUGCUGAGGAUCAUGUGAAAGACGCUAUGGUUGGUCCUUUGUUUCACUGCAUCUUGAAAGAUCAAUUUCAACGGUUGAGAGAUGGCGAUAGGUUUUAUUACGAAAAUGAUUUCUUAUUCACGAAAAGUCAGCUGACAGAAAUAAGAAAAACUAGUCUGGCAAGUGUAAUGUGUCAUAACAUGAAAGGAAUUGUGUCUAUUCAACCUGACGUGUUUAAACUUGCCAAGGAUGGUGAAACAAGAAGAAAAGUUUGCAAUGACAUAGGUGAAAUAAAUUUAGAUGCUUGGAGAGAAAGUGAUCCAGAACAUAAUCAACAAUGGACCGGUUGGUAUGAAACAAUCCGGUUAGCUACAGGUACAUGGUCACUUCAACAGGAGAUGUGCGCCAAUAAGAGCAUUAUAGAUAUUGAAUGCAAAAGCAUGGAUGGUAAGAGAUAUACCGAAAUGGAUGAAAAUACACAGUGCGCAAUCCCAAUCGGUGUUUACUGUCGUAAUGAGCGUCUAUCGGAUAAGUCGUGUAGUGAUUAUAAAAUGAGAAUGUUAUGCUUGGACACACUAUCUGUAGUUAAUCACCGUGAAGCAGCAAUAGAAACUGGAUUUCCAAAGCUUCCAAAUCCUUCUCCAGUGAGAUGUAAAUCAGCCAAUCAAAACGACUACGCCAUGGUCAUACCUACCCUAGACGAGGCAGUUAUCAACGAUCCGUACCACACAACAGCACAACAAGAGUAUCUACACGUCGGUAGAAACAGACAGUACAAGAAACGCAUCUUGCUAAAAUUUGAUUUGCGUCGAAUAAAAAGAACAGACUCAGUGCAUUCUGCUGGAUUGCAAGUAUUUUAUGUGGGUCAAAGUCGUUCUACCUUCAGCAGUCGUUCAACCCGUCCGUCGAAACUUGCUGCGUAUCUCAUAACGAGUACAAACUGGAAUAGCACGAACGUCACGAGUAGAGUGCCAUGGAUGGCAGAUUAUCUGUCAGUAGGUAAAGAUACCGAUCCGAAAGCAUUGGAUCAGAUAGAAAUCAUUCCCGAAAAAUCCGGAUGGUUGUAUUUGAACAUGUAUCGUGCUGUUCGACAAUGGAGGCUGUCGACUGAUUUAAGACGGGAUAAUUUCGGGUUAAUGUUGAUGCUGACAGAUGAUGAGAAAACAACUACUGGAAUAUCCCGGAUAGCUUCAAGUAGUCACGAAAAUUUAACCAUUAGGCCGAAUUUAAUUAUCUGUUUGUCAUCGGGUGCUUGGUGAAGUUCUAAUAACAAAACCGAAAAAUUCCUAGGGACGAAGUUGACAUUUUCUUGAGAUGUCUUUCAUGUUAGAAUCGAUGUACAAGAAAAGUAAGGCAACAAACGAACAAUUAAAAACACAUAUUUAAUAGAGUUUUAAAUGUUUAUAACUGCUUUAAAAAACCAGUGCUUAUGAUAAAAUCCUAUAUAUGUUAAUGCGCAUGCGCCUAUACAUAUAGAUUAUUUUUAUGAUUAUUCAGUUCCUGUCCAAAAGUUUUUCAACGUACAUACAUAUCUAAGUUUAUAUUUUAUUUUUUCUAUUUUAUUAUUAUUUCCUCUUUUUUUGUGUUAUUUUUCUAAAAAUAAAACUUGUCUCGAAGUCAUUUUAACAAGAUGAGUAAAUCUAUUCCUUAGUUUUCAAUCACUAUAUUUCAUACGAUGAUUACAAAUUUUUGUUUUGUUGUAGUUACCUGGAUAUUUUAAUCUCAGUUAUUUUGAGAAAAUGUUUAUUUCUUUGAAUACAGUAUAUUACUUGUAAAGCAGUUCUCUUUUACUUUUUUCUACAGUACAGUAUCGCUAACAGUGAAGCAACAGAAGGCUGACACAUACCCAAUUCAGAUGUAUU
Hydractinia symbiolongicarpus is the source of this 5015-nucleotide messenger RNA. RefSeq names its product probable oxidoreductase PXDNL. Gene Ontology annotation, biological process: response to oxidative stress. Lineage: Eukaryota; Metazoa; Cnidaria; Hydrozoa; Anthoathecata; Hydractiniidae. Gene Ontology annotation, molecular function: peroxidase activity; heme binding; calcium ion binding. The transcript is spliced from 19 exons. The record is from RefSeq and is a predicted model, not a curated record. Bases 204 to 4412 code for a protein of 1402 amino acids.